AUAAUGGGAAUACCCAAUAUGCUAAAAAUACAAUUUGCGAAUAUAUAAAGGUGUAACUUGUUGAGUUAAACAUUCAUUUGGAGUUAUAGUAACAUUUGUAAAAAGUUAUAUACAGGUCCUGCUUCGAUUAGGUUAUAGGCUGAAAAUUGAAAACUUACAGAAAAUUUUGUCAAGAAUUUGAAGAAAUGUCGGAAAAUUGCAGUGAUAUUGUCGUAUCUCAACAACAUGCCGCACGACCACCACCGAUUGCGCUCGGAAUCAACGUCGAAAAACCAAAAUUUCCUCAGUAUGCCGUCUACGCAAAACGUAUGGAAUCUUUCGAUGCCUGGCCAGAAUAUUUACCCGUCAAGAAGGAUGACCUUGUCGAAGCAGGACUUGUAUAUACAGGAGUUGGUGACAGUGUACGAUGUUACUUCUGUGGUGGUGGACUGAGGAACUGGGAACAGGAUGAUGUACCAAUGGAAGAACAUGCUAAGUGGUAUCCUAAAUGUCCACACAUCCUGUUAGUCAAGGGUCAGGCAUACGUUGAGAAACUUGGUCGUGGGGAGAAACCAGAGGAAGAUAAUUCAUCAGUUCAGACUGAUUCGGCCAUGAAAGGACCUAACCAUCUUGAAAGUGUUGCUGCACAAAGUUGUAUUGAAAUGGAUUUUCCAAAAGAAAUGGUCCAGAGGGCAAUAGACAUAUUCAUUGACAGAUACGGUAACAGUGAUUUCAAGGCUAGAGACUUGUGUGAGAUAUUGAUGGACCUUGAGGAAGAGCAGACAGAACCUUCACCAUGUGUGUCAGAGAACGUUGUAGAGUGCAGAAGACACAUCCCAACUGACGACGAGGAGUUGGAGUCCGAGGAUAUGCAAACCCCAGAAGAUAUAGAAAAUUUGAAAGAAGAAAAUCAGAGAUUAAAGGAAAACCAGAUGUGCAAGAUUUGUUUGGACAAACGUGCAGAUGUCAUUUUCCUGCCCUGCGGGCAUAUGGUCAGCUGUCCACAGUGUGCACCAGCACUUUCAAAGUGCCCCAUCUGUAGAAAAAUUGUGAAUGGACAUAUUAAAGCUUUCUUUGCUGUUACAAGUGGCGUAUCAUCAUAGAGCACAGGGAUACAUUAGUGUACACAUUUACAUAAUCGGUAAUUAGCCUCUGCCUAACAAACUAAAUGUGUUACAGCAACAUUUCUUGAUUUAGUAUCAUUUACUAUGAUCACAUUCUCAUUACAUUCAAACAAAUUAGGUCUUUCAAAUCUAGAUCAAAGAAUUUCAGUACAUCAGAGAAAUGAGAAUGCUGUUUCCAGUACAUGAAUGUAUACUGAUGUAUCCCUGUGCCAUGUAUUGAGCUAAAGUUUCCUUUAGUUUGCAUAUUGCCUGAACAUGCAGAUUUGGAGUUUAGAGGAGAGAAAAAAUAAAUUACAGCCAACAGCAAGAGAGGACAUGCGACUGUCUUGCUUUUCAAGUGUGGAGUUACACAUACACGUUUGUGUAACUACAUGAUUACACAUUCAAAGCUGUAUUUUGUUUAUUUAUGAUCAUAAAAUAUGAUUAUGUGCCAAAGUGAGGGUCAAAUGUCAAUGGGAAUAUGAAGUAAUCUAGUCAUAACUUUUGCUCAAUAUUGUUUGUGUGAUGAUCUCCAUGUAUAAAUGUGUGUAAUUAAAGCUUCUGUGAUAAAGAGAAACUGCAUUUAUGCUAAAGCUGAACAUACUAUAUGGUCAAAAUGUCUUAAAAAUAAUUUUAGAAAAUACAUACAAACAGAAAAAUUACAAAAAAAAAAAAGAAAAAAAAGAAAACAGAAAAAAAAAUGAUAAAUGUAAAUAGCUGUACAUAUGUGUAAGAUAAUAUGUAGCUGUAGAAAAAUAGAUAGUUAUACAAGUGGUAGAAGUAAUACUUGAAAAGUAAAGAUAGCAUACUCCUAUAUGUUUGAUUUAGCUUGUUUAAAAACAUUCUUGCUGACCAAAUUUAAUCAGACAUUGCUAACAGAAGAUAAUAAAGUCAUCAAUAAUUUGUUCUAUUUAAUGCAAAUUUUAAAUUCAGUAUAACAGACUAUAUUUCAACACUAAUGAUUAAACAUAUAUUUUCAAUCGACCGUUUAACAUUCUUUUACCAAUAGUAUAGCACAGUUACUUUUAUAAUUUUAUUAAUUCAUUUAAUUUAGUUGUAAACAGCUGAGACAAGUUAGACCAGGUAUGUUUCGAAUGUAUUUUAUUUUUACUAUAUUGGUUUAAUUAUUUGAUACUAUCAUGCCAGAUUAAAAAAUCUAAAUUAAUAAAGUGUAUUCUUAUGAA
This is a messenger RNA of Mercenaria mercenaria, 2266 nucleotides long. RefSeq names its product baculoviral IAP repeat-containing protein 3-like. The record is from RefSeq and is a predicted model, not a curated record. The transcript is spliced from 6 exons. NCBI's taxonomy places the organism in Eukaryota, Metazoa, Mollusca, Bivalvia, Venerida, Veneridae. Bases 186 to 1082 code for a protein of 298 amino acids. Gene Ontology annotation, molecular function: ubiquitin protein ligase activity; cysteine-type endopeptidase inhibitor activity involved in apoptotic process. Gene Ontology annotation, cellular component: nucleus; cytoplasm. Gene Ontology annotation, biological process: positive regulation of protein ubiquitination; regulation of cell cycle; negative regulation of apoptotic process.